Mesorhabditis spiculigera is the source of this 411-nucleotide messenger RNA. Lineage: Eukaryota; Metazoa; Nematoda; Chromadorea; Rhabditida; Rhabditidae. The record is from the annotation of a GenBank genome assembly.
AUGCUUUGGAAAAACGGUCGAUAUGCUGUCGCAUUUGCCACGACAGCAGCCUUGAAAACUGGAAAAGAGCCAGACAGUGCAUCGACGGAGCCAGCAAAACCGCAAGACGUGCUCAAUUCUUUGACUGAAUCGGCAGUGCGGCGUUAUAUGAUUCAAAAGGGAAUCCCCGGACUGACUAUUGGGUUAACCUACAAUGGGAAAUUAAUCUACAGUGCGGGGUUCGGAUAUUCGGACGUCGAAACCGGCGGGAAAUGCAAUGGCCAAACGGUGAUGCGGAUCGCAAGCAUUAGCAAACCGAUCACGGCCACCGUAACUGCGCUAUUACUCCGAGAUGGAAAGGUCGAACUCGACAAAUCGAUUCACGUUAGUUUCUCAGCUAUUCAACAAAAACCAGAUCUAGAGCUACAUAUC